AUGGUAACGUGGCUCAAGGCCGGCAUACCUGUCGAAGUCUUCGAGAGGCAACCUUACGAGAAGUGUCAAGACAGGGCCGGCCUUUGGGGAAUGGCGUUGCACUGGGCCACUCACAACAUUGAUGAAUGUCUGCCUGAGGACCUUGCUGCCAACCUCAAGAGCGCGCAGACCGACCCAUACGCCGACAUUCCUCACGAGGCGUCCAAUCAGUUCCGAUCCGAUGGGCCGAGGCGUGUUCACCGCGGUCGGCUCAGAGAUUUCCUUCGUACAGGAUUAGAUGUCCGAUUUGGCAGAGAAUUGCAGUCCUUUUCGGUAGAAAAUGGCGCUGUGACUGCUACUUUCAACAACGGAGAAGAGGUCUGGAAAGGGGCCUUUUUGAUAGGGGCUGACGGACCCCGCAGCAUAGUGCGGGGCGCAGCUAUUCCUGAAAACGCAACCGACAUAACAGCUGCUCCGGUGAUCGUUUUCAAUUUCGGGGCAACUUUCACCGCAGAACAGGCUUCAAAUCUGCGUAGUCAGAUUCAUCCCGUUGCGACAUUGGGUCCUCACCCUGAACAAAAAACGUAUUUCUUCUUGACUAUGGGCGACGUCAAAACCCCCAAUGACCCAGCAUCAUGGGUAUUCCAGGUCUCACUUUCAUAUUGGCCCGACGACGGGAAAGAACAGCCCAAGGCCCAGGAGGAGCGCAUGGCGCUGUUCAAAAAGUUGGGAUUAAAGUACUGCGAGCUCUUCAAGUCAGUGGCCGAAUGGGUGAAGCCAGACACACACCUUCCGAUUGACCAUUUUGGUUCAUGGACGAAAAUACAACCUUGGAACGACUUUGGAGGCCGAGUCCUCCUCGCUGGUGAUGCGGCGCAUCCAAUGGUUCCUUACCGCGCACAGGGUCUGAACAACGCCCUCGAGGAUGCCGGAUCCUGCGUACGCACACUGAUUAGCGUCAUCAACGAAGGACAAGAUGUUGCCGAAGCGCAAGAUUCAUAUGGUAAGGAUAUUUAUGAGCGCGGGAAAUUAGAGAUCAGUCUCUCAAACACUCAGAUGUAUGCGUGCCAUCAUUGGCACGUCUUGAUGGAGAGCAAGCUGGUGCCAGAUGGUUUUGCCAAAUGCUGA
This is a messenger RNA of Colletotrichum gloeosporioides, 1107 nucleotides long. RefSeq lists its product as uncharacterized. The coding region runs from base 1 to 1107 and encodes 368 amino acids. Gene Ontology annotation, molecular function: FAD binding. Lineage: Eukaryota; Fungi; Ascomycota; Sordariomycetes; Glomerellales; Glomerellaceae. The record is from RefSeq and is a predicted model, not a curated record. The transcript has 8 exons.